Molecule: messenger RNA, 1829 nt
Organism: Halichondria panicea
Lineage: Eukaryota; Metazoa; Porifera; Demospongiae; Suberitida; Halichondriidae
Product: transcription factor Sp5-like
Exons: 2
Coding region: 215-1648 (477 amino acids)
Biological process (GO): regulation of transcription by RNA polymerase II
Molecular function (GO): DNA-binding transcription factor activity, RNA polymerase II-specific; RNA polymerase II cis-regulatory region sequence-specific DNA binding
Source: RefSeq, a predicted model, not a curated record
CUUUUUAGUCUUGUUCACACCCCUUAAAGAAGAUCUAUGUGUGAAGCUCUAGCUAGCUAGCUAGCCUUGUAAGCAUCUUCUUAGACAAAGUGGUUCAGAUAUUGGAUUGAGAAAAACGUAGAUCUACAUUGUUUGAGGAAGAAAAUCCAAGAGACACCAUCGAAAAAAACUACACGCACGCGCGCGAAAUUGAUUGUGAAGCUGACUGAGCGAAAUGGAAGCUUCUAAUGUGGAGAAGGCUAGUCCUAACACACCCCAAGGUGGGGAUUCAACACCCCUCGAGAAUCAAGUAGCUGCUGCCAUUAGUUCAAGCGACAAUCAACAAGCUACUAGUCUGACUGCAGGAGAAGUGGUGCUACAGACCCUUGGCUUGAUUGGAGGAGACACAGAAGAGCCCAUCCCUGGUUUACACACUGAACAAAAUGGCGGCACUGAAGUUCAAAGCCAAGAAGAUAACGACGAUCCAACGAUUAUUGUUCCAAGUAACGAUCCCACUAUUUCCGAAGAAGUUGUCGUAACUGCGCAAAGCUCCGAGGCCAAUCAAGUAGCCGCAUCACCAUCGCACCUUCAGAUUCAACUGAAUACUGGACAGGGACAGACAAUUCCAAUCGUCAUUCCGGCCACUAUGGCCAGCACUGCUCAGAAUGGAAUCCCAAUUCCGAUCAACCUCGCAACUUUGGCUGGCCUCAAUCUUGGCGGUCUUGGUUCUGGGAUUCCCCUUACACUAAUUGCUCAACCACAAACCCCGAAAUCAAAUGGUGAAGGAUCUAUCAAUGAAGAAUCUGAGGAUGGUGAAGCACCAAGUACGCCUGUUCAAGGUAUUCCAAUUCCGAUCAACAUGGCAACACUACAAGCCCUUCUUGGAAUGAAUCCACAGUUGCGUGUGGGAGCCGGGAGCCCACAAACCCUCACCCUCAACGGACAAAUCCCAUUUAUAUUCACACCCCCAAACACUCGCCAGACGACAAAACGAUCGAAUUGUGUUUGCCCGAAUUGCACAGAGAUUCAGAAAUCUGGCGAGCGCCCCAAAAGACGUACACAUAUCUGUCACUAUACUGGAUGUGGAAAAGUCUACGGAAAGACGUCUCAUCUCAAGGCUCACCUUCGUACUCACACUGGAGAGAAGCCCUAUGUCUGCAAUUGGCCUCUUUGUGAUCGAAAAUUCACCCGUUCUGACGAACUCCACCGUCAUUUGAAGACGCAUACCGGAGAGAAGAAUUUCUUGUGCAAGCAAUGUGACAAACGAUUCAUGCGAAGCGAUCAUCUCUCAAAGCACAUGAAGAUCCAUGGCAAAGAGAGAGCUUCUCCUCGAAAAGUUGGGGAAGAGCUUAUUUCUGGUGCCCCAGAGACUGUACAGCUACUAAGCACGAACGAAAUCGAAGUCCAGAUGUCGGCUCCGGAAGUUAUUGAGCAGAUCACGACUGUUCAAAUCACCACCCCACCAGAGCAAAUUAUCGAGGAGAUGGCGAUGGAUACGACCCCCACCCAGGUGCUCGAGAACCCUGGCAACGUGAUGGAAGCAGAUCAAAUGGCCCAAGCAAUGGAAGAGAAUCAGCCAAACGAAGAGGUGCAAGGGAUCUUGAACGAGUUAGAGUCGAGAGCUGAAGUUGUUGAGGUCGUGCUGCAGACUGCACAAGCUGUACAGUAAGAACUUGUUCACUGGAACUCAAAAAACACCACACAUAUUGAACAGUCACUAAUUUCAUGAUUUAAGAACUAUAUGGCAUCUUUAGGCUGCAUAAUUAUUGUAUGCGUUUGUAAUGUAUGCUUUCACUUUUGCUUUAGUAGUAUAGACUUUCAUUUGUAACACAGAGACUUUAUUAAUGCUA